Ostertagia ostertagi is the source of this 1254-nucleotide messenger RNA. The record is from the annotation of a GenBank genome assembly. Lineage: Eukaryota; Metazoa; Nematoda; Chromadorea; Rhabditida; Trichostrongylidae.
AUGAAAGCUUCCUCUACGUUCAUUCCGAUCGUUUUUGGUGUGACAGCGGUCUCUUUCGUGGGAUUCUUCGGAGCACUGGUUUACAUCUGCAAUGACUUAAGUUCAUUUCAAGGAAAGCUGCGCCUUGAGUUGGAAGAGCUUCAGGGAUCUGGAGAGAAUGCCUGGCAACUGAUGAGGAGAAACGUUCAAAACAGACCAAAACGACAAGACUCCUAUGCGCAGAGAAGCGAGCCAACCAAAUGUCCUCCUGGCCCUCCUGGUCCACCAGGUGAACCUGGUUUGAAUGGUGAGGACGGAGAAGAUGGAGUGCCAGGGCAACACGGAGCUUCAGAACAAGGAUACUCUGAGGGUGGUGGAGCAUGUAUCACUUGCCCUCAGGGAGCUCCAGGGCCUAUGGGUGAAGAUGGCCCUCCUGGGCCACCAGGAAACGAUGGGCAACCUGGAGACGACGGUGCUUCAAAUAAUGAGCUGAUUCCUGGACCUCCUGGACCACCAGGAGAACCAGGUGCGAGCGGUCAACCUGGAGCAAAUGGACCUGAUGGAGAACCUGGUGCUUCUGGUCAGAGGAUAGUCAACGUUCCUGGGCCCCAGGGACCUCCAGGCCCUCCUGGAGAGCCGGGAUCGGUGGGAGAAGACAACUAUGAGCAGCCUCCAAAUGCAGGACCACCUGGUCCACCAGGGCCACCUGGAAAAGAUGGAGCGCCUGGAGAGCCCGGGGAACCCGGCUCACAAGGAACGUCCGGUGGACCAGGAAACGACGCUGCCUAUUGUCCAUGCCCUCCUAGAACAGAAUCACAAAAUGAACCUCCAGUCAAGUAUUCUGCCGAGGUAGCAUCGAAAAGCAACUCUGGAUCAUACAGUGCAGGCGCUGGAGAAGGUCGUAGGGAAAGACCCGAAAAUAGCGGGCCUCCACCAGCACAACGCUACGCCGUGAGAGCGAAGGUAACGCAGAGUUCGACUGUGGCAGAGCAUCCCGUCUUCCCAGCCGAACAAAUGCCUCCAACUUAUAAUCAACAAAUACAUCCACCUGCCGUUCCUCCCAUGGACAAACCGGUGAGGACCCCUGAAAACGUUGGUGGUAGAAGAGGAGUUGCUGCGCAGUAUAGUUCCAGGCAAGGAGCAGGCAGGGUCCGUGUCUAUUCCUCUCGGAACAACAUCCGUGUCGUUGGACGACGAAAUCGCAAGAGCACCGCUAAUGGAGGGAACUCGAAUGAUCGAAACCAGCGUGGGCCUGCUCAGAGAAGCACUGCAUGA